This is a messenger RNA of Electrophorus electricus (electric eel), 2051 nucleotides long. It is a transcript of the gene ucn3l, whose product is annotated as urocortin 3, like. Gene Ontology annotation, biological process: hormone-mediated signaling pathway; cellular response to nutrient levels; digestion. Gene Ontology annotation, cellular component: extracellular region. NCBI's taxonomy places the organism in Eukaryota, Metazoa, Chordata, Actinopteri, Gymnotiformes, Gymnotidae. The record is from RefSeq and is a predicted model, not a curated record. Gene Ontology annotation, molecular function: hormone activity; corticotropin-releasing hormone receptor 2 binding.
AUCACAAUGCUGUGUAAUUUUGACUACUCACCAAUAGCAGGUAGAUACUUCACACACAGUUUUCAAAGAAAUUAACCAACUGAAAAGGAUCCUGGGACAACAGGCUUAUUCAAAGUGGUUAAAAUCAUUGAGAUUUGGCUAAAAUCACAGGGAUGUGGAUAGAAUAACAGGGAUGUAUCUUAAAUCUCUGAUUCUGUUCCAUUUUAUCACUCUGAAUGUGUAGAUGAUGAAGUUCUAUGAUACCUAAACACAGCCAUGUGAUUAGUGUUGAACAUUUUAUGGAAGGUGGUAAAGGAUCAACGUUCAGCCUAUAGAUGAUAUGAUAAAAGAGUACAUUGAUAAGUAGGUUAGGAUAUUAUAAUAUAACCUAUUAUUACUUUAAAUACAAAAUACUGGUUUGUUUCAGAAUGUUAUCCUAGUUUUGAUAACCCCAAAUCAGAUCUUUUUUUUUUUUUUUUACCUCAGUUCAUUACAUAGAAGUUCAAAUAUAGGCUAAUGAAAUGUAACUUACAUAUAAUUAAAAUACCAAACUCUCUCUCGACCUUACACUGUUUAACAGGACGCACCUCUCCAUGGUCCUGAAAUGUCUGAAAUGCGUUUCCAGGAGGGCACUGCGCAAGCUGCUUAUUUUAACUCAGGAAUGAACGGAUAAUUAGCUGAUGAACCAAAAUUCCCCUUCGGGAAGGGGAAGGUUUGUCUGAUAGGAUACGAACCGCAAUGUCACAUAUACCAAAUUACUUCCAGAACGUCCAGUGCAGAGCAUUGUGUAAAGGUUAUAACAGCAGUCGUGUUUGUUUCUAGUGACCACUACAGAACGAUGUUAAAUAUGCACUACAGCGUUUCAUUUCUGAACUUUGGCACAAGCCAAACAGACGAAUGAAAUCGAGUGUAAAGCCCAAGAAAUAGCAAAGUGCAUUAGUGACAAGCGAAUACGGUAGAUCUCUGCAUGAACACCGAACACAGCGUUAGACGCUGCGUAAAGUUUUUGGACAGUACGGCAAGCUUGACGCGCACCAGCAUAUCCACCGCUGAUCGUCUUUCUGGGUGGUAACCAGCAAUGCCAGACGUAUGACGUUAUUGCUGGCGUACGAUUGCAGUGUAAUUGUGCUGUACUAAAUGAGUCCCAGUCGUAUUGGCUUACCUUCCAAGUGCGUUAUACCAUCUGUUUAGUUGGGAAGAGCGGUCUAUACAACUUUAGCAUAGAGCACUAAUUUGUUCAUUGAGUUAUACUUGACAGUUCUGUUUACUGGUUUACUUAGCUUGGAUUGUUAAUCUUUUAUGCAAGUGAUCUUUACUAGAAAACACCACUCUAAGCCAACGCUGCAGGACUGAGCAAUGCCGUUUGCGAAAACCCUCCUUGUGUUGGCUGUGCUUUGCGCGCCUAUCUCCAGCCUAUACUACUUCGUCUGCGACGAUGAGUUUCUUCCUCGCUCAGAAGCUGACGAGCACCCCGCAAAGCCAUUGUACGACACCCUGAGCCUCCUGUACAAGCCCGCAGAUGCAUUGUCUUCUCAGGAGUCGCGGGAGAGAAGGACGUUGCCCGAAUCCAACUACAAGUUUUUAAGCCAGACCCUCCUCAGGAGUAAGAUGUAUCGGAACAGCGCAAAGAGUGAGCGCCGUAACCAGGUCACUCUGUCACUCGACGUGCCCACCAGCAUCAUGAAUAUCCUCUUUGACAUCGCCAAAGCCAAGAACCUGCGCGCUAAAGCGGCGCACAACGCGCGCUUACUGGCGCAGAUUGGAAGACGAAAAUGAACUCUUGCUCGUAGAAGUCAUUUACGACGUGUCAUGUGUUGUUGCAAAAGCAUACGUUCUCACUCAUUUGCGUGUAAUGUUAUACAGAUGACUUGCGAAUUAGCAGAUACGCAAAAUAGGCAAAAGGUACAUUUUUCUGCGAAAUGUAAUUGAUUUAGACUUUAAUAGGAAUUCUGAGUGCUCUUUGUGGAUAUGCUCAAACUGGUGCACAGAAAUAUGUAAAUGUCAGCAUUUCUUUGGAAAGAGAUAUCUUGCCAAUGGGUUGAGUUCAAAACGAUUAAAAUGAUAAAAAAUAA